This is a messenger RNA of Aspergillus steynii IBT 23096, 834 nucleotides long. Its product is annotated as RTA1 domain-containing protein. The transcript has 2 exons. Bases 1 to 834 code for a protein of 277 amino acids. The record is from RefSeq and is a predicted model, not a curated record. Gene Ontology annotation, cellular component: membrane. NCBI's taxonomy places the organism in Eukaryota, Fungi, Ascomycota, Eurotiomycetes, Eurotiales, Aspergillaceae.
AUGCCCGAGUUACAAUCAUACAAAGGCUACUACCUCUGGCAAUAUGUGCCCUCGAGGGCGGCCGCAGUUAUCUUUCUCUUGCUCUUUCUCGGGGCAACGGCGUUCCAUGUCUGGAAGAUAUGGAAAUUGAAGACCUGGUUUUGUAUCUGCUUUGCCAUUGGGGGGUUCUUCGAGUUUAUCGGUUACUGCGCCAGAGCCUCCGCCUAUGACAAGACAGGGAGGAUGAUGCCGUUUUGCAUUCAAAACACUUUUAUCCUGCUUGGUCCUGCUCUCUUUGCCGCGUCGGUCUAUAUGGUGCUGGGUCGAAUCAUCACUGCAGUCAGGGCGGAGCACCAUUCGUUGAUCCGAGUCAAUUGGCUCACCAAGAUCUUUGUCCUCGGCGAUGUCCUGUCCUUUGUGGUUCAAGGAGGAGCCGCCGGUAUGAUGGUCAGCAGUGAUCUGGCAAGCAUGGGCAAUAACAUUGUCAUCGCCGGCCUCCUCAUUCAAGUGAUCAUGUUUGGCCUUUUCAUCGUCACCGCGAUUUUGUUCCAGAUGCGCAUGCAGAAAUCUCCCACGACCGAGUCUUUCAACGCCGAACUACCCUGGAAAUCCCACCUCGGCACGCUCUACAUGGUCAGUCUGCUCAUCAUGGUCCGAUCGAUCUUCCGUGUGGUCGAGUUCAUCAUGGGCCAUGAUGGGUAUCUUUUGAGUCACGAAUGGACUCUUUACAUUUUCGAUGCGCUUCUGAUGUGGAUUGCUAUGGUUUUGUUCGGGUAUCGCUAUCCCGGUGACCUCCAGGCUUAUUUGCAUCAUCCGGAAGCUGUUAGACUAUGCGAUGUACAGACAAAGGCAUGA